UUACCUUCUGCUCCAGAUUUGGCCUCUCCAGCCCCAACCUGGCCUGGCCCAGAGCUGCCGCUGCUCCUUCUGCCUGUCUGGGCAGGGUUGGGGCCACCAUCACCCCUGUCUGCCCCAGAGCUGGAACAGAGCAGAACAGAGCACCAGAAGAUUUCCCUAUGGAUUCUAAUAAUGGCAACUGUAGAGGCACCGGCAUUGAGCGCUGCAAAUGCAAACCUAUAAAAGCUACCCAGAAGACCUAUCUUCGGAACAAUUAUAAUUAUGUCAUUCGGGCUAAAGUGAAGGAGGUGAAGACUAAAUGUCAUGAUGUCACUGCAGUUGUAGAAGUAAAGGAGAUUCUAAAAUCAUCCCUGGUAAACAUUCCUAGAGACACAGUUAACCUUUACACAAACUCUGGUUGUCUGUGCCCACCACUCAACACUAAUGAAGAAUAUAUCAUAAUGGGCUAUGAAGAUGAGGAACGCUCCAGGUUACUCUUGGUAGAAGGCUCCAUAGCAGAAAAAUGGAAGGAUCGUCUUGGUAAAAAAGUAAAGCGCUGGGAUCAGAAACUCCGUCAUUCUGGAAAAAACAAAAAUGAGCCUGGUCAAAGUGAUUCUGCUCAAAAGUCUGGCAAGAAUAAUAAUCCGCGACAAACACGCAAUUAAAUGUGAAACGCUGGAUGUAAAAAAUCAAUGGACAAUAUAUUAAGACUUGCAUUGUUGGAGCAAAGGAGAAAUUGCACUAUUGCACGUUAUAUUCUAUUGUUUACUACAAAAUCAUGUUGUAGUUUGAUAUUAGUUUUAUUUUCUCUCCUGUUUUCUGCUUUUUUGGUGUGUGUACCAACCCUGAAAAUAUAUAUAUUUUAUUUUGCUAAUAACUCUGGAAGACUGCCUUAAGGAGAUAAAAAAAAAAAAAAAAGCAGGACUGAUGUUAUCAGAGCACCACUUACUGUUUUAUCAUCUGAACCUUGCUUAGAAAUUUAUGGCACAUGUAGGAAUUGGAUCUAACAUAGGCCAGAAUCUGAAAACAUGACUUUAACUCAACUUCCCUGCUUCUGUCCCUUCCCAUCACACACUUGAUCAUGGUUAUAGAAACCGUUUUUGUUUUUGUUUUGUCAAGUGUAUAAAAUUUAGUUUGAAAUAUAAUUGCCAUAUAUACAUACAAGUUAAGAAUCAUUCGGCAUUUCUGGAGAAACAAAUAGCAAAAAAAAGGAAAAAUGUAGGGUUAGCCAAAAACACAGUAAAGAAAUGCCGACAGGUUGAAAACCAUAAUUUAAAUAUAUAUGACUUUUUGAAGUUAACAUGAAUUUUUUGGUCACUGUUAGAAUUCACUUCAUGAAAAUACUAGUCAGCAUUAAGGAAAGGGAUCGUUUUAAGAUAACUGUUCUAAUCUGUGCAGAGCUGUUAAAUUUGCUUCCUCUCUAAUAAACCACUUCUGUGAGUCUAAGUCUCAGUUCCAGCAUUCACCAUGACAAAAACCUACUGUGUGCUUGUACACAUGGACUUGUUUUUUAAAUGCUUUUAUCCUUGUGGGAAAUGCUGUAUAGUUCUGUUAACUCAGAACAUAAUUUACAGUAUACUUACUCUCUUUUAAACUCAGUUCCUUUUUAUUUUCUGCUGAGUUGUAAGAGUAGACUGUCUUACCAGGCCUGCUUCUCAGUACAGGUCUGCACUUUAUCAUUUCGAUUUUGUGCUGUUAUUCUGUUUCUGUGCCUACAUAAACAUCAGUGUUCAAUGUUCAGUAAAGUACGUCUAAUAAAAGAAUUAUGGUUGUCAACAGAGACCUUAUCCUGACUUUUGCCCCAAAUGCACAUUUUUUAUAAACCAUGAUGUAUUAUUGUCUGCAGUAUGUGCCAGCAAAAAAGGCUUCAUUACCCUCCUCUAACAGAAUUCUUCAGAGCCAGUGCCAACAGUUUGAAUACCCUGCCUCGCUCUCUCUUUUUAAUUUUUUUUUUUAACUAGAAUGAUAUAAGUAGAAUACCAAGCUUCUGAGCUAUGGUACACAGAAAAUAAAACACAUAUAUUGCAAACUAUUACUGCGUUUUCAGUUGUAAAUACUGUAUAUCCUUUCCUUUGGUAUCUAUAUGUAUCAAGGUUGCUUUUCAUAUGUAGGAAACAACACUGCAGUUUUUAGGUGGUUGAAAACAAUCUAUUGAAAUACAACGUGAAUAAAGUGAUAAAAACAUG
Messenger RNA from Gavialis gangeticus (Gharial), 2165 nucleotides. It is a transcript of the gene FRZB, whose product is annotated as frizzled-related protein. The transcript is spliced from 6 exons. The record is from RefSeq and is a predicted model, not a curated record. The coding region runs from base 159 to 644 and encodes 161 amino acids. Gene Ontology annotation, molecular function: protein binding. NCBI's taxonomy places the organism in Eukaryota, Metazoa, Chordata, Crocodylia, Gavialidae.